Molecule: messenger RNA, 3095 nt
Organism: Amphiprion ocellaris (clown anemonefish)
Lineage: Eukaryota; Metazoa; Chordata; Actinopteri; Pomacentridae
Gene: ints7
Product: integrator complex subunit 7
Exons: 20
Coding region: 108-2990 (960 amino acids)
Biological process (GO): snRNA 3'-end processing
Cellular component (GO): integrator complex
Source: RefSeq, a predicted model, not a curated record
UCCGGUGUGUUUGGUUUAUACUGUCUGAGCAGCGAAAUGCUAACGGUUCAUGGGAGCCAUUAAGUUUAAAGUUUAAAAAAAUAAAAAUUAAAAAAAACUAAAGAAUAAUGUCGCUUUCAACAGCUCGGUCCUUUCUGUCGGAGGCCUGUUAUGGCGAACAAGAACUGGACGCUAAUUCUGCUCUUAUGGAGCUGGACAAAGGGCUCCGGUCGGGGAAACUGGGGGAGCAGUGUGAAGCUGUGGUGUUGUUCCCCAAACUUUUCCAGAAGUACCCAUUUCCCAUCCUCAUUAACUCUGCCUUCCUCAAACUGGCAGACAUCUUCAGACUUGGCAACAACUUUCUGCGACUCUGUGUGCUGAAAGUAACCCAACAGAGCGAGAAACACUUGGAGAAGAUUCUGAACGUGGACGAGUUUGUGAAACGGGUUUUUUCCGUCAUCCACAGCAACGACCCCGUGGCCAGAGCCAUCACUCUCAGGAUGCUCGGUAGUUUGGCUUCCAUCAUCCCAGAGAGGAAGAAUGCCCACCACAGUAUUCGCCAGAGCCUCGACUCUCAUGACAACGUGGAAGUGGAGGCUGCCAUCUUUGCUGCUGCAAGCUUCUCUGCACAGUCAAAAGACUUUGCAGCUGGAAUUUGCAACAAAGUCAGUGAGAUGAUUCAAGGUUUGGACACUCCAGUGGAGCUGAAGCUGAAGCUGAUCCCGAUGCUGCAGCACAUGCAUCAUGAUGCCAGCCUGGCCUCCAGCAGCAGAAAGCUCCUCCAGCACCUGGUCAACUCUUACCCCUCCACCCCCAUGGUCAUCGUCUCGCUGCACACCUUCACCCAGCUGGCUGCCUCCUCCCUCAUCGAUAUUCCCAAGCAGUUACAGCUCCUCCUUCAGUACCUGAAAGAUGAUCCAAGAAAAGCUGUCAAGAGGCUCACAAUUAAUGACCUGAAGCUGCUGGCUAAAAAGGCUCCUCACCUGUGGAUCAGAGAAAACACUCAGACUCUGUGUGAGUGUGCGUUGGCCGUCCCUUACAACAGUUUAAAGCUGGGAAUGUUGGCUGUUCUCUCCACCCUCUCCGGGACUAUUGCAAUCAAACAGUAUUUCAGCAAUGUGGCAGGUGGCUCUGCGGUUCCCCCACGGCUCACUGACCUGGUUAAACUGGCACAAGAAUGCUGUUACCACAGCAACCUGGCAGUGGCCGCACACGGGGUCAUCGUGCUCUCCAACAUUUCCAUUUCCUGUCCAGAGAAAGAUAUCGUACAAUUGGAGCAGGACACAGUUUUGGGAGUGGAGUCCCUUCUGAUGCUCUGUAGUCAGGACAGCAGCCCCAGUUCACAGGCCACACUCAAAACGGCCCUCACCUCUUUGGUCAAGCUCCUGAAAAGUCGACCCCAUCUCAGCCAACCAGCGGUUGAAUUCCUGCUCGGCCAGCUCCACCUUUCCUGCGACUCCUCUCGCGUCCUCAUGUGCCACGCCCUGGCAGCCAUCGCCACCCACCUGCCCGUGCUGGGAGACGGGAUGCUGGGGGAUCUGGUGGACCUCUAUCGAGUGGCCAGUCACUCCUCCACUGACAAGCAGCAGGAACUUCUGGUUUCCUUGGCAACAGUGAUUUUCGUCGCCAGCCAGUCGUCUCUGUCGGCCGAAGUGAAGACUGUCAUUAAACAGCAGCUGGAGAACGUGGCAAACGGCUGGACGGUGUAUCGCAUCGCACGGCAAGCUUCACGAAUGGGAUGCCAUGAGUUCUCCAGCGAGCUCUACCAGUGUCUGCGGACCCGCGUGGCGUCGGAGCACUUCUACUUCUGGCUGAACAGCCUGAAGGAGUUUUCCCAAGCCGAGCAGUGCCUGAGUCACGUUGAGGACGGCGACUACAGCGGAGCCAUGACCGCCAUCGCCGAGGCCCUGCGCUCCUACCAAAAGGGCAUCGCCUCCCUCACGGCUGCCAGCACCCCUCUCAGCCCGCUAACGUUCCAGUGUGAGUUCAUUAAGCUGCGCAUCGACACCCUGCAAGCCCUGUCCCAGCUCAUCUGUACCUGCAACAGCCUGAAGACCAGCCCUCCUCCUGCCAUCGCCACCACCAUCGCCCUCACCUCGGGCAACGACCUGCAGCGCUGUGGACGCAUCUCGAUGCAGAUGAAGGUAUGCAUGGAUGAGUUCAGAAGUCUUGCCACUCGUUACGCAGACUUACACCAGUCAUCGUUUGAUGCUGAUUACGCCACCCUUCGCAACGUGGAGCUACAGCAACAGAGCUGUUUGCUUGUCUCCCAUGUAAUUGAAGCUUUGAUACUGGAUCCACAGGCAGCCAGUUUUCAGGAGUACGGCACUCUGGGGUCGGUCCAGACCGAGAGCGAAUAUGAGCGACGGAUGAUGUCGGUCUUCAAUCGUGUCCUGGAGGAAGCGGAGGGCCUCACCAAGAAACACCCUCCUGUGUCACACCUGCAUACAGGUUGCCUCUGUGAUGCCGUCAUAGCUUUGCUGAAGGUGCCGCUGUCUUUCCAGAGAUAUUUCUUCCAAAAGCUCCAGUCGACCAGCAUCAAGCUCGCCCUCUCUCCGUCGCCACGGACACCGAGCGAGCCAAUCCCAGUGCAGAACACCCAGCAGCUGACUCUGAAGGUGGAGGGCGUGGUGCAACACGGUUCCACUCCGGGACUCUUCAGAAAGAUCCAGUCCGUCUGCCUCAACGUCACGUCAGUUCUCCAGAGCAAGACGGGGCCGGACUACAAGAUUCCACUCGAUCCCAAAACCAACGAGAUCGAGCAGCGCGUGGAGCCGCACAACGACUACUUCAGCACCCAGUUCGUGUUGAAUUUCUCCGUCCUGGGAACUCACGCCGUCACCGUGGAGGCCUCCGUGGUGGAUGGGAGCGGCAUCGAGUGGAAGACGGGCCCCAAGACGACGGUCUCAGUCAAGUCCCUGGAGGAUCCUUAUUCCCAGCAGCUCCGCCACCAGCUGCAGCAGGGUGGAGCUCAGCCGGCGCCACAGAGGGGGGCCUACGCUCGCUUCUAGCAAAUCCCCCCCCCCCGUUUACAGCAUUGUAUACUCGAUUUGUUUGUAGAAAAACUAAUUGUGUACAUAUUUUUCCAGUGAUUAAAAGACCGUAUUUCAUUUUAA